Molecule: messenger RNA, 1137 nt
Organism: Helianthus annuus (common sunflower)
Lineage: Eukaryota; Viridiplantae; Streptophyta; Magnoliopsida; Asterales; Asteraceae
Exons: 4
Coding region: 420-971 (183 amino acids)
Molecular function (GO): protein binding
Source: RefSeq, a predicted model, not a curated record
CUCGAAAAAAAUUGUAUUCCCGCUUGUUUUCCAUCCCCAAAAGGCCAAAACUACCCAAGCUCAGUUACAUCCAUCUUCUUCCCACUGCACCACAUUUAUCCUCUCAAACCUAAUUGUAGCCGUCGUCAGCCAUGGUCGACCCAAAUGUAGGGACUCACAUAAAAAGCCUAAUAAUUCACCCUAAAAUCGUUCAAGUCGUGGCGGAGGGGAAGCGACAUUAUUGAAUCGUUCUCCAAUUGCAAGGUUGGCCAACUCCAAUAUGAGUAGCAACGCGUCAAAUCAACUAUUCUUCGUCGUUUGUGGUUUUCUCUUAAAAAAUAUCAUCAACAGGUUGUGCACCGGAGGAAAUCUGCACCUUCUCUCUGAGAAGAGGUGUAUUUGGAGGCGUUAUAUACAAGAAAAUCAGAAGUUCUUGAAGUAUGGUGUUUGCACACCAACUGUUCGACAAAAUGUUUCUUAUAAAGGGUUCAACCGAAUUUUCAAGAGAUUCAGUAGAAUUUAAGUUCGAAAACGAGUUUUUAAGAGAUAUCCCAGAAAUGGACAACACAGACAGGAAUAUAUUGUAUGAAGCUGCUGUUGAAGGGUGGUGGUGGAAAGAAAAAUACAUAUUGAAAAUCCAUAAAAGUGCAGCCACAGUGGCAAUCAAUGAAAAUGCUGACACGAUCCUUCACGUAGCAGUUGAAAUGGGGCAGAACUAUUUCGUAGAAAAACUGGUGGGUCGAACAGCCCUACACAUUGCGGCAAUGGUUGGUAAUAUGCACGCAGCCCAACUCUUGGUUCAGAAGAGGAAAGAGGAGCUGGUGGUGAUUCUAGAUAGCAAGGAAGAGUCACCAUUGGAUAUUGCUUAUGCCAAUAAGAAGAUCAAUACAUAUACAUAUUUCUUGAAAUGCCCUGAUCUAAGUCUUUCUUCAGAUAAGUGUCAGGAAAAUGCUAUAUUGGCUGCUUUUUUAGUAGAAAAAUAUGGUGAGUAGCUAGUUAGUACUAGGGGUGGUAAUCGUGUUGGGGUUGACGGUUGUAAAUGGGUUGGAUUUUAAUUUCAGGUUCGGGUCAUGUAAAGAAUCACGUACCACUCCUAGCUAGUUAUUACAUCGUUUUAUGGUAAUUUAAUGGGACAAUAGUCGAAUGACUUGGCAUUUA